Messenger RNA from Aspergillus ruber CBS 135680, 1158 nucleotides. RefSeq names its product tyrosinase family protein. Bases 1 to 1158 code for a protein of 385 amino acids. Gene Ontology annotation, molecular function: oxidoreductase activity. Lineage: Eukaryota; Fungi; Ascomycota; Eurotiomycetes; Eurotiales; Aspergillaceae. The record is from RefSeq and is a predicted model, not a curated record. The transcript is spliced from 5 exons.
AUGCGGCUUUAUAUCACUUGUGUGAUCAUUGCCAUUCUGGCUACAUUGGUUGCUACAAGCCCUACACCACGCGUCUCGGAUGAGGUCGACGCCCUAGCCAACGAUGCCCUGGCCAACCUGAUUACCUAUGAACGGUCACAUAGAGUCUCGAACAAAAAAUGUACUCUUCAGAAUGCCGCUGUCCGGCGAGAGUGGGGCUCCCUGGGUUUGAUUGAGAGGAAAAAGUACACUGAUGCAAUGCUAUGCCUGAUGUCCAAACCACCAAAACUUGCAUCCAAAGACGCACCAGGUAUCCGCAACCGAUUCGACGAUUUUGUAUCUGUUCACAUAAGGCAGACUCCAACUAUCCACGCUACAGGCAACUUCUUAACCUGGCAUCGCUACUACACAUGGGCGUUUGAACAAGCUCUCCGCAACGAAUGCGGCUACGAUGGCCACCAGCCCUACUGGGGAUGGAAUAAAUACGCGCACGAUCCCAUUAACUCGCCUCUCUUCGACGGCUCUGACUAUAGUUUGUCGGGGAAUGGGGAGUAUGCUCCGCAUAAUGCAACCCCUGUGGCGCCCACCACCAACGUUCCACCGGGUCGGGGUGGGGGAUGUGUGACUACCGGGCCGUUCAAGAAUAUGUCGGUAAACCUCGGUCCAGUCGGUCAAACACUGAAAAUUCCCGACCUCAAGCCCCAAUCUGGGAAUGGACUCGACUAUAAUCCCCGCUGUCUCCGACGGGAUAUCUCAUCUUAUGUCUCCAUGAGAUGGACCAAAACCAGCGACGUCACUGGCCUGAUUAGAAACUACACAGAUAUUGGCUCCUUCCAAGACACAAUGCAGGGCAACCUCACAUCAGGCGAUAUUGGUGUCCAUGGUGGAGGCCAUUACACCAUUGGCGGCGAUCCGGGUGGUGACUUCUACGUCUCCCCCUCCGAACCAGCAUUCUACGUCCAUCACGCCAUGAUUGAUCGCGUCUUCUGGAUUUGGCAAAAUCGCGAUCCGGAAACAAGACGGUAUGCUGUUUCUGGGACUCUCACAAUGUUUAACGAUCCUCCCUCGAGGAAUACUACAUUGGAUGAUAUUGUUGAUUUGGGAGGACUGGUUGAACCGUAUAGGUUGGGGGAUUUGUUGGAUACGACUGGUGGCCCGUUUUGUUAUAUUUAUGCUUGA